AUGAAUAUCAGUGGCACACUAAAUACGCUUCGGCUGCUUUACAACCCAUCGCUGUGUAAGCCUAGUCUAGUCGUCCCCACUUUCAAUGAACUCCCAAUACCAAUUCACGAUUCUAUAAAGGCUGUGGUGGUGGACAAAGACAACUGCAUCUCCUUUCCUCACGAUAACAUCAUAUGGCCGGAUUACUCUCAACACUGGGAGUCUCUUAAAUUGAAAUAUCCGAAUAAAUCGCUCUUAAUUGUUAGCAAUACGGCGGGUUCCAGUUCUGAUGAAGACUAUUUGCAGGCCAAACUUUUGGAAGACAAGACCGGUGUACCCGUAUUAAGACAUUCUACAAAGAAACCAGGUUGCCACAACGAAAUUUUGGAUUAUUUUUACGAGAACAAGAUUAUAACAAACCCAAAGGAGGUUGCCGUUAUUGGAGAUAGGCUUUUCACGGACAUUCUGAUGGCAAAUAUGAUGGGCUCAUAUGGAGUAUGGAUCAGAGACGGCGUUAAAAUAUCUUCUAAUCCUUUAUCCAAAUUCGAAAAGAAAUUGUAUGAUUUUCUUGGAUUUUGA
This is a messenger RNA of Saccharomyces eubayanus, 558 nucleotides long. RefSeq names its product phosphatidylglycerophosphatase (gene GEP4). The transcript has a single exon. The coding region runs from base 1 to 558 and encodes 185 amino acids. Gene Ontology annotation, cellular component: mitochondrion. NCBI's taxonomy places the organism in Eukaryota, Fungi, Ascomycota, Saccharomycetes, Saccharomycetales, Saccharomycetaceae. Gene Ontology annotation, molecular function: phosphatidylglycerophosphatase activity. Gene Ontology annotation, biological process: cardiolipin biosynthetic process. The record is from RefSeq and is a predicted model, not a curated record.